UCCUUUACACUCUUUUCUUCUCACAACCACUACUCUCACUAUUCCCUCCUUUUCCUUCAAGGGUUUUGAUCUAAAGAUUCCAUUUUGAUUAUUCAGAUCAGAGCAGAGGAAGAUCUUCGAUUUCUCUCCGGUCCAACUGAAUUUUGGUUUCCAUACAUAGCACCAGAGCAAGUAGUCGUGGAUACUUCCACAUUACAGAGGAGAACAGUAUGCGUUGGUUGAGUUUAUCAGUUGACGUGUUUCGCAAAGUUGUGCUGUUAAACCUAUAUUGCAGGGUUAUUCUGUAAACCAUUUCUUAACCAAAUCCUGAUUUUUUUUGCUUCUCUUGGCCUACUGUUCUUUGCUCAAUUGACCAUGGGAUCCACUCGUUUUUUCGUCAUUUCUUGUGACAUGCAUAGGAUUAGCUGAAAAAGUAGAGACUAAACCUUGUUAUAACACGAACUCUCCUUUUAAUUCCUUUUCUUGCUGAGUAUUUGUCUUGUCCCUCUAAAGUAGUCAAAUAGUCAAGGGUUGAGAGAAGUGAUGGUGUGCCAAGCAGCAAGCCAAACUAGAUUUCGGGCCUUAAAACAUGAGAGUGGGAUCGCAGGGAGACCAACGAUUAUAGUAAGAGUGAUUGCAUGCUUUCAACCUUUGCAGGAUUGCCAGGCUGAGUAUUUCCGUCACUUGCUUAAACCUGUCACGUAGAUUGAUUCCUUUCUUUUCGUAUCAAAUUGAGCUGGAAUUUGUAGAUUUUCCUUUUCUAUUCUUUGUUCCUAAAAGAAGCAGAAAGUAUUUGAAUCUUCCAGAUUAAAGCAUCAAUCCAUCUCCUGGUGAUUGUUUUUACCUGGAUGGUUAAGGCCAACGAAUCUCGGCUUUAUCCACAGCAUUCUGCUUGGCAACCAUCUAAACUGAAUUUCAUGAGCACGGCAUUGCAGCCGAGGCAACAGGAAUGUUUGCCAGCAUGUAUAAGCCCUGGCACUUGCGUCCCCUCUGCACGGUUGGCAUUGCCCAGGUUUGCAGUUCCUGGUAUACCAGACUUGAAGACUGGACAACCAAAUGACGCUCAUGCAUCUCUUCAAUGUUUACCUCUUCACUUCCAGAGCUUGCUUCCCACUCCUAACCCAUAUCUUAAAGGAAGGCAAUCUCCCUUGUCUCAUGGGCUUGAUGGGAAUGCUGGGCCAAAUGCAAGCUCUGGGUCUUCUCCAAAGAGAUUCCUUAUUUUUGAUCAGUGUGGGAAUCAAACAAGGCUAAUUCAUAAUUCGGUUUGCCUCCCUGUCUGGAGUCCAGCUACUGUUACUACAAAACCAAAUUUUGGUUAUAAGUUAUAUGAGGAAGAGCAGGCAGCUAGAGUGAGUCCAACUGAUCCAAGAAAGUACUUUUUACACGAAGAGUCAGGUGAGAAUAACAUAGCUAGUGAGGAAAGUGAGAUGCAUGAAGACACAGAAGAAAUCAAUGCGUUGCUUUACUCUGAUGAGAGUGAUGAUGAUGAUGAUGAUGAUUAUGGUGACGAUGAUGAAGUAGCAAGCACAGGCCAUUCUCCAAUGGCCAUUAAAGGGAGUUGUGCGAAACAAGAACAUGUUGAAUACAUCAGAGAGGAAGUUGCUGGUUCAGAUGGCCCAAACAAAAGGCUGAAAUUGCUUGAUGGUGGGUUCAAAAAAUCAUCACCGACGGACACUGCUAGUUCGGUAAAACUGGACAGAUCUCUUGCGUAUGACAGUGAUGCAGAAUCAGGCUAUGCCAUUGGCCGGAACCAACAAGGAGAGGAAGCGGGUUCUAUUUUGGGCAAAAGGAGUUUUAAAAGGGAUCAGAUCCGUGAUGCAUUGAGAAUUCUUCAGAGCAUAAUUCCUGGUGCAGAGGGAAAGGAUCCAUUGUUGGUUAUUGAUGAAGCUAUAGAUUACCUAAAUAGUAUGAAGCUCAAAGCCAAAUCUCUGGGGGUGAACCGCCAAUAGCUUGCGUACUAGAAGGGUUGAAAGAAAGGUGAAAAGGUAAGUGGUAAACAUAGAUUUCUUGACUUGAGUGAUUGAUGACUUUGAAAUAAGUAUUAGUGGCUAUGGUUUUGUGGGGGCCCUUUAGCAUCUUUUCCUGAAGAGGUGUGUAUAUAAUGGGCCAAUAAAGGAAAAAGAUGUAAUGUUAUGGGGAUGCACUUUGGUUGCUAAGGGUGAAGAAAAAAGGGUGUUUUUUUUUUUUUUUUUGGUUUGUUGACCAGAAAUAAUUAUUUUAUUAGCUUUUGGGGGUUUAAAGAUUAAGAAAGUCACAAAGAUCUGAACGCAUGGGGGGUUUAGUGGUGGGCUGUGCUGUAAAUGAGGACUCUUUUUCCCCGUUUGUUGAGAACCCCCAUGGAUUAAGUGCAUGCGCGUUUGGUAAUCAGGUCCCACUUUGAAGCCUCUUUUUUCUUGUUGAUUUUAUGCUUUUGUCCUCUGCCUUGAUGUUGGUAUAAGAAAUCUAAAAGUAUGAAGAAAGUUGCCGGUGUGGAUGAGUGCUUGGAGUGGGAGCAUAGUCUCUUCCAUCAUGCUACUUUUGGGGGCCCUUUUCUCAUCAGCUCGUGUUGUAAAAAGGUUGGCGUGUUUUACAUGAGAGCUCAGAGCUGUACAGUGAUUUGUGGAUUGUCUCGUGGUGAUGCUUUUGUGUGUUUUGAGUGUAAAAUAAUUGGACUGCGAAUAAUGCAGCCAGCGCCUCUGGUGGGGGAUGGGUGGCUGUCUUUGCCUCAUGGUUUGUUGUUACUUGUUGUCCUAUUUUGUGUCCUUAUAUGUGUGGUGCCUUUUUGUAAAACUUGAAAAAUAUCUCUUGUGAAAUUUGUGAUGUGUUUUCGUUUU
This is a messenger RNA of Alnus glutinosa, 2792 nucleotides long. RefSeq names its product transcription factor bHLH143-like. The transcript has 4 exons. The coding region runs from base 828 to 1928 and encodes 366 amino acids. The record is from RefSeq and is a predicted model, not a curated record. NCBI's taxonomy places the organism in Eukaryota, Viridiplantae, Streptophyta, Magnoliopsida, Fagales, Betulaceae.